UUAUAUAGAAGCAUGAUAGGAAGUCUGCUGUAUCUCACAGCCAGUAGACCUGAUAUUGCUUUUGUUGUUGGGGUGUGUGCUAGGUAUCAAGCAGAUCCUAAGAUCAGCCAUAUCAACCAAGUCAAGAGGAUCCUGAAAUAUGUGAAUGGUACUUGUGAAUAUGGAAUGCUCUACUCUCAUGGGUGUGAACCUAUUCUCACUGGAUAUUGUGAUGCAGAUUGGGCUGGAAGUGCUGAUGACAGAAAAAGUACUUCAGGAGGAUGUUUCUUCUUGGGUAAUAAUCUUAUUUCAUGGUUCAGCAAGAAACAAAAUUGUGUGUCCUUGUCCACUGCAGAGGCAGAAUACAUUGCAGCAGGAAGUAGUUGCUCUCAGCUUGUUUGGAUGAAACAAAUGUUAACAGAAUACAAUGUCACACAAGAUGUCAUGACAUUAUAUUGUGACAACUUAAGUGCCAUUAACAUUUCAAAGAAUCCCAUUCAGCAUAGCAGGACCAAGCACAUUGAUAUUAGACAUCAUUACAUUAGAGAUCUUGUUGAAGAUAAAAUAAUUGCCUUGGAACAUGUUGCUACAAACCUUCAAUUGGCUGACAUUUUCACAAAAGCCUUGGAUGCAAAUCAAUUUGAAAAUCUAAGAAGCAAACUAGGCAUUUGUCUUUGUGAAGGAUUAUAG
Vicia villosa (hairy vetch) is the source of this 669-nucleotide messenger RNA. RefSeq names its product secreted RxLR effector protein 161-like. NCBI's taxonomy places the organism in Eukaryota, Viridiplantae, Streptophyta, Magnoliopsida, Fabales, Fabaceae. The record is from RefSeq and is a predicted model, not a curated record. Bases 13 to 669 code for a protein of 218 amino acids. The transcript has a single exon.